Diaporthe batatas is the source of this 699-nucleotide messenger RNA. RefSeq lists its product as uncharacterized. Lineage: Eukaryota; Fungi; Ascomycota; Sordariomycetes; Diaporthales; Diaporthaceae. The coding region runs from base 1 to 699 and encodes 232 amino acids. The record is from RefSeq and is a predicted model, not a curated record. The transcript has a single exon.
AUGUGCGUUGGUCACCCCAAGAGGCACCCGUGCCAACACACCUCGGUGACUUACAACCACUGCGUGGCAGCCCAUUUUGACGGAGCAACACGAGUCACCACGCCCUGUCACAACACCACGUACGCAGCACAAAUAGGCACCGAAUCAAAAUGUACCAACCAGCUCUGCUUCUUCGAAGAGCUCGGGGGCAGCUGGAUUUGUUGCAGGUGCCGGAACGGCCCAAAUUAUGUGGGAUGGUGUACUUUCGACAACCCAAGAACAGAGGUCAAUGCCAUCACGCAGCAGUUGGAGCAGGUAACAAAGUGCGAUCACUGCUGCUGCUGGAAUUGCACGCCUUAUUGUGAGUUGAUGGAUACGUGUUGCAACAGCGGUCAAACCACCGAAACAACUGACACCCUGCCUCUUCAGCUACCUCGGACCAAGGCGGCUCCAGUCACGGUGGCUCGUCAAAGCGUGGCGGCUCGUCAAAGCACAAGCAUCAAAAGUCGUCCAAGCAUGGCGGGUCCUCGAGUCAGGGAUAUCAGUGGAUUGAGAUGGAUUACAGCUCGAAAGGCAGCUCUUCGGGACACAAGAAGAGGAAACAUAAGGAGAAAUAGGGAAGCUCUGCAAAAAGCCACGCGAGAGCCUUUGCUAAUGGGUAUUUCCAAAUCUGUAGCAGGAGUGGGCAAUAACAUCUCCGGAUCAAUGCUACAGCUUUAA